CCUCGUGGCCCCCCGUGGCUCCCCCCCCCAGCUGCGACCCAAAGCCUGGGGUUAGCUCCCUCCUGUCCCUGGGACGUUUCUACACUUCGUCAAUCACUCAGCAUCCGUCUGGAGAGCCCAACCCAACAGCAGUGAACGAAGCCCAACGCCGUCUAAGCCUCACUCGCAGUCUACUUAAGCGUUGAAGUUUCUUGCAGACUUCUUCUCGAAUCUGCCUCUUUACAGACACACAUACGUAGAACUCAGGAAUCUACCCCUCAUCACCACAACCCCGCCAUGGCGAAUCCUCUCACCUCGCAGCCUGUGCUGCAACAAAUGGCAGAAGCCCUGCCUACCCAUCCCAAGGGCGACACCACCUCCGACAUUAGCAGUGGCUAUGAGCUCCCCGCCCUCCUCACUCAUGCCUGUAUGGCGUCUCUCAAGUUCCGUCUUUUGGGCUUUGACGAGGAGAAGCGGAUAGAAGAAGAAGUUCAAAGCCUUGCCCCGCGUCUACCAGCAUCAUGGAAUGCUGGCUAUGGCUCUCUCCGCUUCGUCUACGCCCACAAGCAGUCGUCCAUGACGUCCAUCAUUCGGAUUAGCAAAGUCGGCGGCAAAGUCGAAAUCAGUGGUCUCGCCGUUGGCCACGAUGUCAUCCACAGAUUUGAAAUCACGACAAAGGACGUUAUCAACAACUCAAAGUUACCCUUGCGCAUCACCCUCACCGAGGACGGCUCCGAGGAUAGGAGCGACCUGGUCGAGAAGCUCAAGGAAACCUUUGUAUCAGAGUCGGCCAUCACCAAGCUCAUCGACCAAUUCAAGACUGAAAUCAUUCAAAAGCUCAUUCCCAAAUUGCAAGCCGAAGGCUACGAAGAAUCGCCCGACGACAGGGACGCGGCAGAGAACGCACAGCGAGAAGGCCGCGCUCAGGCCGGUCGUCCCGGACGGCCGUUACCCGGUGAUCUGCCGGAUCCCGCGCGCCCAUACCCAGUCAACGAUCCUUUGGCUCAGCCUCCCAGACGGCCCAUUCCUGCCGGAGACUUCCCGCCGCCCGGGUUCGAAGACGAGUACGAAAUCAACAGGCCCCCUCGCCCGCUAGCGCUUCCCGGUCGAUCACCCUACAACAUCGGCCAUGACGACCUCAACCCGCCUGGUCUCGGUCCCAAUGACCCCCUGAGAGCAUCUUUCAUUGGUGGCGGCGGUCUCCCCCGACCUGGAGGCGGCGGUGGAAUGCACCCCACCUUCGAUGACCCCCUUUUCGGAGGGCCGGGUGCGCAAGGAGGCGGCGGCUACGAUCCCCAAGCGCCACCGGGUGCUAGAUGGGACCCCCUUGGUCCGGGUGGUAUGCCCAGACACGGCGGUGGACGUGGAAACCCCUUUGGAGGCUCGGGAGGGUUUGGAGGUGGAUUUGGUGGAGGAUUUGGAGGAGACAUCAUCUAAACGACCAACACUGUCGAGGGCAUUGGUAAACCAUUCAGACUGUCUCGAGUAGUUGUAAUUGUAUGCCCGUAAUGAGAUAUGACAAAAUGCCCAAAUUUGAAUCAAUUCCCCUCUUCAGUA
Molecule: messenger RNA, 1536 nt
Organism: Colletotrichum godetiae
Lineage: Eukaryota; Fungi; Ascomycota; Sordariomycetes; Glomerellales; Glomerellaceae
Product: PI31 proteasome regulator N-terminal-domain-containing protein
Exons: 2
Coding region: 277-1416 (379 amino acids)
Biological process (GO): proteasome-mediated ubiquitin-dependent protein catabolic process
Molecular function (GO): endopeptidase inhibitor activity; proteasome binding
Source: RefSeq, a predicted model, not a curated record